Molecule: messenger RNA, 2612 nt
Organism: Xenopus laevis (African clawed frog)
Lineage: Eukaryota; Metazoa; Chordata; Amphibia; Anura; Pipidae
Gene: rarres1.S
Product: retinoic acid receptor responder (tazarotene induced) 1 S homeolog
Exons: 6
Coding region: 115-906 (263 amino acids)
Molecular function (GO): metalloendopeptidase inhibitor activity
Source: RefSeq, a predicted model, not a curated record
GGACUCAGUAUAAGGGAUAAACGUUGAGGUACAGACGAGCUGUGAUCAGAGGCGAGUGAGUGAGAGAGUAGAGGAGCUUUAGAGUUCGCACACUAACACUGAAUCAGCAGCACCAUGAAGCUUGUCUGGCUCAUCACACUGCUGCCCCUGGCCAUACGGGCGAUACCAUUCUCCGUGUCUCCGGAAGCCUGGUCCGUGCGGGACAUUCCAACAUCCCAGCGAGCAGCGAGGGAAGCGGGCAGAGUGACGGUGCAAUAUCUCAAUUACUACUCUGGCUCCCCUCACCAGCUGCUCUACCUGGACGCGGUUAGGAAGGCGACUGUGAAGUCCAUUCCAGAGAUAGGAGACAAAUUCUACAUUGAAUUUACAACUAAGGACUAUCAGACCAAUCAGGAGGCUCGUGUAUGCACUGCAUCAGUUUUCUUCAGACAACAACAGGCAAAGCCAGCUAUACAUGUCAACUGCACCACCAGCGGGAGCCUGAUGAAGGCACGGGAAGAUGAUUAUAAUUUUUACAGCAAAGUGAAGAAACAAAUAACACCCAUUAGUGGAAAGGACAUUCCUGACAGUUUUGGGUUUAUUGAGCCCGAUAUGCUGCCCGUGUGGUAUUUGGCCAUUAUGGGAAGCAGCUUUGCAGUGUGGGAAAAGACCACAGAGGAACGCAGUUACACUAUGGCACAGAUCAAGACCGUGCAGCAACUGCCCCGGAAAGAUGAUUCAGUCGCCUUUGAUUAUGACAUCCUCCUUCAUGAACUCCCAACAGAGGAAAUGAUACAUUGCAGCCUCCAUAUUGUCUGGAUUCCCGGGAAGCCGCCCAAAGUAGAUUAUGAGUGUUCCAACAACGCUGAGAAUGGCUCAGGCGCAGAAUCAGAAGAAGGAUCAACUUUCUUGGGGAAUUUCAAAUAGAACAAAGAAUGCUCGUCUUCCGUAAAAACCUAAUAUCGAGGUUUUGGAAAAUGAUACUUCUGAUUAUAAUGGUGGGAUAGCUUCUAGACUAGACAAAUAGGAACAGGAUUACUCCACCAGCUCUGUAGAUGCACUUACUAAUGCAGGACUUUAAUGGUAGCCGACUGAAUAGCCCCAGGAUAUAUUAUCAUACGGUAUACACAAUACUCACACUGGCUGCUCUAGAUAAGCAAAACUUUGACAUAAUUAAUAUCUGUUUCACUGUUUCUUAAGGCUGGUGCACACAGCACACUGUAAAUAAGAAGAUAUUUAAGCCACUUAAAACCAGGACCAGAACUAGGGGUGGGCAGAAGAGACAUGUGACUAGGGUGCAAUGAUGGGGGUGCUGGACAGGUGCCUGUUAAAUCAGGGAUCCCCAGCCUUUUGAACCCAUGAGCAACAUUCAGAAGUAAAAGGAGUUGGGGAGCAACACUUGCAUGUAAAAUGUUCCUGGGGUGCCAAAUAAGGGCUGUGAUUGGCUAUUUGGUAGGCCCUAUGUGGAUUGUCAACCUACAUUUAGGCUCUGUUUGGCAGUGCAUCUGGUUUUUAUGAAACUAAAACUUGCCUCCAAGCCUGGAAUUCAAAAAUAAUCACCUGCUUUGAGGCCACUGGGAGCAACAUCCAAGGGGUUGGAGAGCAACAUGUUACUCACUAGCUACUGGUUGGGGAUCACUGUGUUAAAGUGUUUUCUGCCUAUCCCUAGUCCAAGUUCACUCCCAUCUGUUACUCCAACCUCCAUCACUUGCCCCUCCCCUCUGCUGGGGGUGUGGUGUUUAUGGUGGUCAGCCGAGUUGCCUAGGGCCGCCAGUCUGCUUGGCUUGGCCCAGGUUAAAACCAGUACUAACUGGGAGAACACACAUUCUGGAAUAUUACUAAUUUUCAUAAACUCAUAAAGGGUGGUUUGAGAUGAGAGCUGGAAAGAGCAAGAGUGCACCCUUAAGGCUCAUUCACAAAAUACUACUUUACCCAUCCUGGGGUGGGGUCUGCAACACAUGGUGUAAAUUGCAGCAUUGGGAAGCGAAGGCUCGCUCUGUCCUUACCACAUAGGGUGGGUGAUGAGGAUAGAGCCUCCAUUGUUAUAUUUUGUGGGGGCAGUGCAGAGACAUGUGGCAAUUUGGAAAUCCUAGUGGGCAGUGUGCAAAGUACAAAAAAAAAUGGCUGAAUGCAGAAUUUCUUCACACUAAAUGGCCCUUUAAGUUGAGUGUACCUUGAUGGUGUGCAGCUUUCAAAAAUGAAUGGUUAAGGGAAGUAAUAUUCCACUUUUCCCCCAGUAACACAUUCACUAUUGUACAGAAUAUGUUGUGCAGACACAGAGAUGAACAUUUGUUGUAUCCUAAUGUUCCAAGCAUCCAGCUGCUGUGUUCUUCAACUACAUUAACUAUAAAGGUACAAACAUAUAGUCAUUCAUGUAGUUCCUUUUGCUUCAUCUUCUAAUGACUGUGUUUCCUUUCUACGUAUAACUGCUCUCUAUAUAUUUCUUAUAUAUAUAUAUAUUUUCAAGUGGGAGCUGUCAUUAUCCUGUGUUAUUUGAGGCAAUCUCAAUCAUCAUUAUCCAUCACCCAGGUGAUAAAUAGAAAUCCCCAAAACAAAUGUAAAAUUGCACAGAUUGCUGUCAAGUUUUUUUAGACUGUUACUAUAGUGGCAUUGAAAUAAAUAUUUGUACAUAC